This is a messenger RNA of Phytomonas sp. Hart1, 5682 nucleotides long. Lineage: Eukaryota; Euglenozoa; Kinetoplastea; Trypanosomatida; Trypanosomatidae. The record is from the annotation of a GenBank genome assembly.
AUGGCUGUGCUGUCUAAUGCGGCCAAUAAAUCACGCUUCAUCACGGGCACCACUAAAAAAGCGGCUCAUGAUAUCACUAUAGAGGAAAAAGUCGAUUCGAAGCAUCAUGGGACCUCUUUGGCUUCGCCUCGAAUGUGCCCGAAGCUAUCGAUGAUUGCCUCAAAAUAUCCUCAGCUCUCUCGAGAAGCGAUCUCCAAACACCUGACGGAGUCUGUGUUGGAGGUGGUGGAUGCCAUCACCCAAAUGCCGGCCAACGCCGAGGCCCCUCGCCGACCGCUUUUAUUAAUCAAAGAAUGGCUGAGCGGGGAUGCCGCGUUUGGGUUUACCCCGUCGGUGGUCCUGGAGGGCCUGACGGAUUUGAUUUGUGUGCUUUCGCGAACCAUCCCUCUUCAAUGGGAUCCUCAGCAAUCGAUGAAAAUAACCGAAACGAAUCCUCACAGCCUGGCUGAGCGAAGCGGCAUCCUGGGUGAGAUUCAGCCCCCUCGAGAAGAGCCUGGAAAGCGCACAACUCCGCACGACAGUACGGUGGUGAACUUUCCAGCGGCCAUCCCAACCAAACAAGACCCAUCCCCGCAAAUUGACUUCACCAACAUCCACCCCGAGUCCUUUCUCCCGCCUUUAAUGCACCGAUCGCGGACUCUUCCCUCUUGGCCAUGUGGAUAUUCCACCUCAACAAACCCUACCUCAACCCUCCAAAACAGCACUUCUGAGGUCAUUCACCAAACUUUAGGGCCUCAACAAACCACAGCGGGUCCUUUUAGUUCUGCUGAGCUGACGUCCGGCUUUAACCCUACGGAAACGGCGACCCAGGGGGGGAAAUCGAGCACCAAAAUGUUGACGUUUCCGCAAAAUGCCACCGCGACGCCGGACACGCUCGCCGAGGAAAGCGCCACCAUCCACUACUCGCCCUACAUCGCGGAGGCGCUGGAGAUGCUUUUGGUGUUCUGCGCAAAACCAUUAAUUUUGCUGACGCUGAAAGACCAGCAAAUCCUAAGUAAGGCGGUCUACCAUCUGUUCGGCGCACUUGCACGGGUUAUUUCGGAUGUCAGUGCGUGCUUUUCUCCACCUUCCGCCAAUUCGGUGGAUACGUCGUCGAUCUCCCCAACCUCCCAGCACCCAAAUGCCUCGUCUAAGGUCGCACAAAAGCUGCAUUUGAUGGCGCUUCGUGCGAUGCAAUCCCUGAUCGCCCAACUCCAUCCUCAGCGCCACUUUGAACAUCUUCAUUUAUCAAUUCAAUCUGAUAAGGGGAAUCCAAAGAAACGAAAAGGAGGGGUGAAGCCACCUUUUCAACGCGAUCGUGAUCCCUCCAUGCCUACAAAGUUAACCGCCUUGUGUGAAUUUUUCGAUUACUUACUUCAAUCCCAAAAGGACUGCCCAAAUGCGGACAAGACUCAAGAUGAGAACCCUAAAUCCGAUCAAAGCUGCCCCUUGGACUUUCUUGUAGUGUACUGGAAUUCGCUGUUGAUUAAAAGUGAUCAAGAAACACGCGAGCCGCGUGAUUCUACGACUCCGGAAAAGGAAAAGGAAAUCACCAAGAUCACGUGUUUGACCGAAAACACCACUGGUGAUACCCAACCUGAAAUCAAGGUAAGCUCAGAAGAGGAACUAAAGGCCUUAUUGCAGAUAUUUGAGCAGCUCUUUUCGAAUGCGAAGAAGGCAUUUGAAUACAAAGAGAGCUUCUCCGGGACUAAAAGAGAGAUCUCCAAGAAAGCGAACCACCCGGACAUUACACAAUUUACGUCUACCAUUCCCCUUCUGACGGUCUAUACCUUAGGGGUAUAUGUUGAUACGCAUAGUAGGGUGACUUCACUCUGUGUGGAAAUUUUAUCGCUCCUGGUUGACCUCGCGCCGUCCGCGACGUCGCGUAUUUUACUUGAUAUCGCCUAUCCAUCUCAGGUCAAAUCUCAGGAAAAUGCGUUAGACGAUUCGACCCCGAUCGUGCCGUUUAAUUAUAUAUUUCACACAAUUCUUAGCUUGCUCACAACGCUGCAUUCACAAAGUCGACUGGAGCUGCUGAAUGAUAUGCUGUUAUUUGUCGAUACGAUACUGCGGUCUGAUACGGAUAGUUUAUUGGGGCUGCAUAAAACUUUAGGGGCUGCGAAUAGGAGCACCGGGGAGGAUAAACCGCAGGCUGGGAACAUUUUACCACCUACGAUUGAUGCGAUUAACGCGUGUAUGCUUCUUAUUUUUAAUGCGGUGUGCAAGGACGAUCUCAAUAACUCCAUCGAACGCCAUAGCGUGUGGAAAGCUAUGGACGCGACGCUUUUGAGCUUCUGCGAAAGUAUGACGCCCAAACGGGAAGCCUGCAAUAGCUCCAGAGGCAAUGGGGCUUACGAAAAGGUUGUGAGUAAAAAACAGCCCCAUCAGUCGUCGCUCGAUGAAGUCAACGACGAGUCAUCCGAGGGAAUAUCCUCGACGAUGCAGUCCAUCCAUUUACCCAAAGUGACCGUCAUGUCCUCGAAAGAGAUGCGCCGCGAACUGUUAUAUCUAAAGCGCCUGGGUUUGGAAGUGUUGGAACGAUUUAUGGAAUGGCAGUCGACCCAUACGGAAGUCUUUGCACUUCAGAAAGAGAUUGGGCUUCAUUCUCUAACCCCAACCAAGGGAGCGAUCUAUGAGGGUUAUUAUCUCUUAGACCUAUGCUCUAUGGGAUUUCUUGACGUGCUGUUCAUUCACAUCAACCGCGAUAAGGAUUCCUCCAAGGACAUUUAUGUUUGCGGUGCUGGUUCUACAAGCCCAACGAUAAACAACCACAAAGGAUCAUUGAUCACCGGUGAAGACGUUGAGGCAUUGCAGUUGGAGUCGUGGGAGCUUUUGACGGCCCUGAUCAAACAUACGCACUGUCUACGUGAAUUGUUCUUGAACCUGAAGGAAAAAAACUUCUUCCUUGGCGCCGAGCAUCAUGAGUUGUCAGGGGCUUCGAGUUCUAUUUUCAUGAACGAGUGCCGAGGACGGAUACGCCCAGCAAUGAAGAAUCUUGCAUGCGAUCAUUAUGAUUACAAUUUUGACUAUUGUAUUGCAUCGAUGGGCAGUAUUUCAUGCGCGAUGCGAUGCCUCGAUCGGUAUCGGUAUGAAUCCUCAAAAUCUCCCACUCAACUGGGGUCCGAAGCCGUGCAGAUCAACCCGGAGCAGCUGCGUGAACCCCUCUGUAAGGCCGUCUUGACGUUCCUGACAUUUCUGUCGCGAAGUGGUAUUUCCGGACGAAACAUCGGCAUGAUAUUUCUUGGGAUGCCCUAUUUAAUUCAAAUUGCGAUCGGUUCACUGCAGAGCAUUCGAUGCCACUACAACUUCAUCUUCGGGCUUCACGAUAGUCCAUCCCAACACUCUACGAUAACGCGAAAGGCUGUAGAAAUCGAUCCGAAUUCGUUCUUUUUCCUCCCCGACACGGCUUUGGACACCACGCUUUUACUUUUGGAUUUACUCACAAACUUGGGUGCUAUCGCGGAGAGCUAUGAGGUCCAACUCCCAGAAGCCACAAAGGCCCAACCGUACCUUCGCUAUCCAAACCCACUAGAAACUUUUUCCAUGGGAUCGGAGGCCACGCUAUCGGGGUCGUCUGGAAGCCCUAAAAAAGCGGCUUCCGAGGCCACCCCUACGAAGGCGGCGAAUCCUUCUUCCGGGCAUGAAUCGGCGGUCCUCUAUCCUACCCCCGAAAGGGAUUCUGGGAUGGGGGCUGAAAAGACACUGACGCUUCUCUCGACCAAACGCUCCAGCUGCUUCGACAACUUUUCCGACUGCUGUGGGGUGCGGAUGCUUUUGGAUUGGAUUCAAUCCAUUCUUUCACCCUGCCCACGAAACGCCUUGAAUGCGACCAAUCUUUCCUUCACGUAUUCCCAGCAGAAAGGCCGAUCGGCGCUUCCGCCUUUGGAUGAAAGCCUACCGCGUUAUGGGCCGUUGUUGGCAUCGCUUCUGCACGUCCUUCAGAGCUUCAUUUUAGCCAACGGCGAAGGUGGGAAAAUUUUUAUGGAAAGCGAAGGGCUAUUUGUCCUGUUGGAUGCAGCCGAAUCGCUGGUGGUCGCCUCAGGUAUUUUGGAUGAGAACCCCGUGAGCAAUCCGAUGCAUACCGAUAGCUUUAAGGAGGAUACGGUUCGAUCGGGAACCUUAGAGAAUGCGCCCACAACAAUUUCAAGUAGUUUUAUCGCGAAAGACUCGCCGCUUUUGAAUAUUGGGUUUGAACAGCUGCGAAUGGAGUUGAAAACGGGGAUCGCACAAUAUUUUGAAUAUCAGACCCAAAAUUUCAUUGACUACAGUAGGAAUUUGCUUGCCUAUACUCUGGCCAUUCUAUCCGACUUGUUAUAUACGAAUCUCAUGGCCCGUGAGCACUUUAUGCUCUGGCGUAGCCGGCGGCUUCAAUCACGCGAUGAUAAAUUGGUUAAUUCCACCACAAUGGAUACUGGUAUCAACGCGGUUCAACUUCUGGUUUCGGUGUGGGAAUUUGCUUUACGUGAGAACUUUGCCUACACACAAAAAAGUGGCUUCACGCGUGAAGACAUGGGGAAAGAGCGUUCAGUGCCCAGCGAAAAGUGGACUUUGAUCGAGGAAACCUUAGGGGAGACACCCACCGCAGGGUUGAGUUUACUCCGCGUUUUUAUUCGCGAUAAGAUCAACAUGAUUCUCCGUCAAGGCUAUAUUCGUCGCUUAGUACAUCGCAAAGCGGCACUGGGGUUGCUACCGGCGUCGAUCUACAGUGCCGACGCGCCCUCGUUGACUGAUUCGAACUCCGACGCGGAGGAGUUGUCAAGCCCUCGUAGUCAAGAAAGAAUCCAAAACGAAGCGACUUUAUUGCGAUAUUACAUCUUUGUAAAAGAAGGUUUCUGGAUUUUCACCCAGGGAGAAGAAGUGGAGGCCGACAACCAGGGUGGUGCCGCAGGAGUCGAGGAUUGGUUUGAGUCGGAGGAUGCAAAACAACUCGCGCUGAAGGAAACCCUCACAUGGUUGAAUACAAAGACGGUCCUCAAUAGGAGUUUUAUAACGGAGGCGAUUAGUGUCUGGUUGAAGGAGCAUCUCGGACUAGGGGUAAAGGUUUACAGCUGUCUGGCCGCACUGGGGUUUGGGCGCUUAAUCAGCACAGUUGUCGGAAAGGACAUCGCCAAUUGCACUUUUUCCCAAAGUGGUCCAGAUUUGACCCAUCAUAUAAAGGAUUCUGGAGAAGAAAUGGAUUCCAUUCCAAACACUCAUCCCGCGGAUGCUCUUUUGAUGAUGAAAAUGGGUGAAUUCCCACUGACUUCUGCAGAGCGCUCACAUCUAGUGGUAAUGGCUGCUAUCCCUUCCUUGUGUAUCGAUGAGUUGUGCCUUGCAAUGUCGAGCACGGCGAAAAUAUUUCCAACCAUGGGCGAUACGAAUGAAAGCGGCUUGAUGGACUAUUCAACGAUAUACCAAAGUCAUAUCGAACCCAACCUGGGGCUAAUACGUCCUACCACAUCCGACCAACGCUAUCUGCGUGGCAUCCUCCCGGACGUGCUGAAGCGCGGCCAAGAGCUUUGCGAGCUUAUAAAUUUGGGAUAUAGUCUUGAACAGACGUACCAAACUCAGAAAUUAGAUCGAUUCCUGAUUACACGUAUUUCUAAGGAUCUCUCCAACAAGUAUGAUAAAGUAAAGAAGACUAUUUCAUCCAGCGGGAAAGCCAAAAAAGUGGUAUGCAAAUCUGAUAUCGCAGAGAACCUGCGUAGGGAACUCUUCCGUUAA